AUGAGCCACCCAACCCAUCCUGCGACUGUACACUUUCCUAUAACCACCACCCUCCUCGCCGGCGGUCUUGACGCCGUCUACUUUCUUUCCAAUAAUGGUCCUACCUCGACCAUUGUAGGCUCAGCCUUUAAAACCCUCGAUAUAGCUAUUAGCCCAGCAAUGCUACCCCUGCUCUCCUACUAUGCCACCAUCCUCACUCUCCUCUUCUCCGCCCCAGCCAUUGCUACCGGCGCAUACGAGCUUAUGCCUGUGAUUCAGCGCGACGGUUUCUCGUCUAAGAAGGCAAAGGUCGGUGUGAUGCAUGCACUGAUCAAUGAUCUUGGUGUUGUGGCUGCGGCGUAUAAUUGGUGGACUCGGAGGUCGAACCCAGGUUUCAUGCCUACAGAUACCAACAUUCUACUAAGCGCCUUGGUGGCACUACCUGCGACCAUGUGGGCGGCGUAUCUGGGAGGCAGCUUGGUCUACAUCCAUGGGAUGGGAUUGAGGGGUGGACAGGCCAAGGCAAAGAAGAGGCAGUGA
Molecule: messenger RNA, 519 nt
Organism: Plenodomus lingam JN3
Lineage: Eukaryota; Fungi; Ascomycota; Dothideomycetes; Pleosporales; Leptosphaeriaceae
Source: RefSeq, a predicted model, not a curated record